AUGUCUUCUAGCCUGGGCCAUGCAGAGCGCUGGUCGCUGCUGCUCGUUACCGGAGCCUCGCUGUCUGUCAUUGCCAACACGUUCAAGGGAGAUGGUGCUCCUCUUGUGGCCUCCCUGGCAUUUUCGACUUUGGCCUUUUCCAUGACCUACGCAUUUGUCCGCUGGUCGGGGCCGUCAUUUGUCAAAGCAGGGCUCAGAGGCAGGGAUAUGAGCAAGUUGGCACCAAAAGAAAUUCCCGAAGCCAUGGGAGCGGUGGCCGCCUCAGUCUACAUCUUAGCGUUGAUGGCAUUUAUCCCAUUCGCAUUUUACAAGGACAUUGUUGCCGCAACGUCUGGUGGCGGGAACAGGGACGUCGUCCUAGAGGUCACCGAGGUCGAGACGGGCCGUUUCUUGCAUCGAUUCCCGCAUUCAAAACUAUCCUCCUAUCAAUCGGCUUUGAACACUCUCCAAGCAACCACCAUUCUCGGUAUGGCGGACGAUAUAUUGGAUCUGAGAUGGCGACAUAAAUUCUUCAUUCCCGCAAUUGCGUCUCUGCCACUUCUUAUUGUCUAUUACGUCGACUUCGGAGUCACUUCAGUUGUGGUACCAAAUUUUCUCGUUCCAUACAUGCCCAGGCGAGCACGCUUGAUCGAUCUCUCGUUCUUGUACUACCUUUACAUGUCAGCAUUGUCCAUAUUUGCACCAAAUUCGAUCAACAUUCUUGCUGGAAUCAACGGUAUCGAAGUUGGCCAGUCGCUAGUCAUUGCAGGACUUUUGAUUCUCAAUUCAUCACUGUAUCUGGUCCCUUUCCCUGGAAACCCGGUUUUGUCGAAUGGUUACGCCACACACCCCCAUCCCGCCACAGAUUCACAUCUUCUCACGUUAUAUGUCCUUCUACCGUUCUUGGCCGUUUCGAUAGCCUUGUUCAUACAUAACAAGUAUCCGGCCAGAGUCUUCGUUGGCGACACGUACUGUUAUGUAGCUGGCAUGACCUUUGCUGUGGUGGCGAUCAUGGCACAUUUCAGUAAGACGUUGUUGUUACUCCUCAUUCCACAAAUCGUCAACUUCGUCUACAGUACGCCACAGCUAUUCAAGCUGAUCCCUUGUCCACGACAUCGACUACCCAAAUUCAACGCCAGAACCGGCCUACUUGAACCCAGCGUCACACCAUGGCCUCGGGAAAAGCCCCCAACCAAGCUUCAAACCACCAUGUUCCUCAUGCUCGAAAAGCUUCGGCUAAUACAGGUGACGAUUGAUCCCAAGACAAAUCGAAUAUCAACGACUUCGAACUUGACAAUCAUUAAUCUAUGGCUCGUUUGGAGAGGGCCGAUGAGGGAGGAUCAAUUAAUGCGGGAGCUAUUAGAAUCGUACUUCACAUAUUCUGACAACGAAGAAUCCGUCAUCGAUCAUGAUGUACACUUCCGCCCAGGUAUAGGUGCCGACGGACAUGAGACGUUUACACCACGAACGGUCAUCUAUGACUUGAAAGGAGGAUUCGGCACGUUGCGCAAGUUCAAUGCGUUGUACGAACUUCAAGAUGAAGCGCCCACUGGCUUGUGGGAGGGUAUGACGACGACACACCGACAGCCUACGAUACAGCCAUCAGAAUAUCAGCGAAAGCUCGAUCUCGGGUUACCCACGUCUCAAUUGCAUGAUGCAGAUGUGAGAUACUGGAGCGACUUCAACCGGGUUUACUACAAUCCCAAAUCGAUUGUCCAACUCAACGAGUAUGAGCUCAACUCUCAGAUCAUGCCGUUCGAAGACUGGGUGGCGGGAGAAGACCUUUUCCGAAAUUUGGAUCGAGACUUCGAUCUACUGGACCGUGAUAUUCGGCCCUUCGUAGAAGAAUGCGAUCACAUGCAAGGAUUCCAAAUUCUGACCGGAGCCAACGAUGCAUGGGGAGGAUUCGCAGCAAAAUACCUCGACGCCCUACGUGAUGAGUUCGGCAAGAUGAGUAUCUGGUGCUGGGGCAUCGAGGACUCUACCAGAGUAGUUAGGCAAAAACAAUUGCAACGAGCAUGCAAUUCCGCGAGAUCCCUUCGGGCCAUUGGCCAGCUGGCUUCGGUGUACGUCCGACUCGCAGCACCACCGUCGAGCUUACCGGGAUAUGUGAACUUUCCGUCGGCAUCUGACUGGAUGACAACCGCCCUGCUUUGCGCCGGCUUCGAGUCGGUCACCAUUCCGACAAGGUUGCGGGCGGAUGCGAGGAAGCGAGGCUCACUGAGCCUGCUUGAAGACACCUUGAACACUAGCGAUAGCCAGAACCUCUUCGAAUUGCAGGCCAAGUUCAACAAUCACGCCAUGAACGGUUCCAAUGGCGGAGAGUCGAACGGUAGGAUUCACGCCGAUGAGAAUGCACCUCACGAUUGGCACCCCGAGCCCACACACUUUGACCUGGAAUAUCUCCCGAGACUACAGAAUUCUAUCGUGAGCGAUCGAAACCAUGUCUUCGCGCAGGUUGAAUGCGAACGAGGAAGGGCAGAACAUGAUUCGUUCUCGCUUAGCCUCGAUCCUGAGGACAGGCUCCGCAGAAGGCAGAAUGAAGAGAGCGUGGUCGAGAUAUUUCAGACCGGACUACGAUUUCCUCUGCUGGAGACGUUUCCUAACAGUCUCUUCGAGACGAAUCGGGACCACGAGAACGGACUAGACAUAUCGGCAGCGCUGAGCUGUAAUUCGAGGAUGAAAGACCAUGUUCUCGAAUUGAGGAAUACCACCUCCCGGCUGAUGCCGCUGGAAGAACGGGAAGCUGUCUAUUCUGAUCUCUCUCAACUAGCACAGCACUACAGCUUCGGUUGGGACGAGGGUAGCGACACUGGAGAAGACGAUUGA
This is a messenger RNA of Exophiala oligosperma, 2808 nucleotides long. RefSeq lists its product as uncharacterized. The transcript is spliced from 5 exons. Lineage: Eukaryota; Fungi; Ascomycota; Eurotiomycetes; Chaetothyriales; Herpotrichiellaceae. Bases 1 to 2808 code for a protein of 935 amino acids. The record is from RefSeq and is a predicted model, not a curated record. Gene Ontology annotation, cellular component: membrane. Gene Ontology annotation, biological process: dolichol-linked oligosaccharide biosynthetic process; protein N-linked glycosylation. Gene Ontology annotation, molecular function: UDP-N-acetylglucosamine-dolichyl-phosphate N-acetylglucosaminephosphotransferase activity.